This is a messenger RNA of Tripterygium wilfordii, 3633 nucleotides long. Its product is annotated as clathrin interactor EPSIN 2-like. Gene Ontology annotation, cellular component: plasma membrane; clathrin vesicle coat; endosome. The record is from RefSeq and is a predicted model, not a curated record. Bases 319 to 3198 code for a protein of 959 amino acids. Gene Ontology annotation, biological process: endocytosis. The transcript is spliced from 14 exons. Gene Ontology annotation, molecular function: clathrin binding; phospholipid binding. NCBI's taxonomy places the organism in Eukaryota, Viridiplantae, Streptophyta, Magnoliopsida, Celastrales, Celastraceae.
UAGAAAAUUAAAUAGCAAACCGAACAAACACAACCUCUCGCUCCCUCUUUCUGGCAUUAUUCCUAGAAAUUCUUUCGGGGAGGCUCUUCGCAAUUUCCGCUUCUUCCUGCCUCCCUCCAUCUGUCCCUCUCUGUUCGUCUGUGUUAUGUUAUUUUGUUAGUUGAGAUUGAUUGGGUGAUUUGUUGCUUUUUCGCUUUCAAAUUUUCUCUUAUCUCGAAUUGAGCAAUUGGGCGUUCAGAUCCGGCUGUAUUGGCUUUGCUUCGAUCAGGGCAAAAACUGCUGGUAAAGAUUUCUGUUGACACGGGUUCCUGAGCAAGAAUGAAGAAAGCCUUUGGUCAAACUGUUAGGGACUUAAAGAGAGAGGUCAAUAAAAAAGUGCUCAAAGUUCCUGGAAUCGAGCAGAAGGUUCUUGAUGCGACAAACAAUGAGUCCUGGGGUCCUCAUGGAUCACUUCUCUCAGAUAUUGCUCAGGCUUCCAAAAAUUAUCAUGAAUACCAGAUGAUCAUGGCAGUAUUAUGGAAAAGGAUUAACGAUAUUGGCAAGAACUGGCGGCAUGUGUACAAGGCCUUGAUUGUUUUGGAAUACCUAGUUGCCCAUGGUUCAGAGCGUGUAAUUGAGGAAAUUAGAGAACACGCAUAUCAAACAUCGACAUUGUCAGAUUUCCGAUAUAUUGAUUCCAGUGGAAGAGACCAGGGAAACAAUGUCAGGAAGAAAUCUCAAAGUCUUGUGGUCCUGGUAAAUGAUAAAGAGAAAAUAAUUGAAGUUAGACAGAAGGCCUCUGUUAACAGGGACAAGUUUCGAAACACAUCAGCUGGUGGAAUGUAUAGGCCUAGUUCAUAUUCAAGUGGAGGAGGAUAUGGUGAUAGAUACGAAGAUGAUCAUAAUGAAGGUCGUUAUGGAAGCAGGGAUGAUGAUCGGAAUGAUUAUGGAAGGGAAAGAGAUUACAGUUAUAAGGAUGAUGGCAGAUAUGGGGACUCAUCCAGUCGUGAUGGAGAUCGUUAUGGAAGAGAUUAUGAUGAACGCUACAGCAGAGAUGGGUUCAGGGAUGACAGGGGAAGAAGUCGUAGUGUUGAUGAUUACCAGUAUGAAUCAAGAAGCAGGAGCUCUGAUAGAGAUCAUGCUUUUGAUGAUGAUGGCCAAUCUUCAUCCCGUGGCAGUGGUGCCAAAGCUGACGACCAACAUCAAGAUGGAAGUAUUGUCAGGCGGCCUGAGCAAAAUACUGGUGCUCCUCCUAGCUAUGAGGAAGCUAUUGGUGAAUCUAGGAGCCCCAUUUAUGGUGAAAGGGAUGGAGAAGCGUCAGCGUCAUCUGUUCCCAGGGCUUCUUCUCCUCCUGCGGCAAAUAAUCUUAGCCAAGCAAAUGUUGGCGUUGGGACUUCUGAAUCUCCUGAAAGCCAGAAAGUUGAGGCAUUCGAUGAAUUUGAUCCGCGUGGUUCUGUUUCAGCUUCCCCCACUCAAAAUAGUGCCCCCUUUACCUCAAGCAGUGCUGCAACUCCAACUGGCACAAAUAAUAGGGAAGUUGACUUACUUGGUUCCCUUUCAGAUUCAUUCCCUCCAAACCCAUUGGCCGUCAUGCCAGCUGCAUCUGCAGCCACGGCCUCUGAAACUGUCGGGCAGGCUAAGAUGAUUUCAGGAUCCACACUUGAUACCACGCUGCCUGCAUCCACGGUCAUUAAUCAGUCUUUUGAAGACCCUUUUGGUGACUCUCCUUUCAAAGCCAUCCCUUCUGCAGACUCUGCUCCUCCAGCACAACAAAGUUCGGGUUCCGCAGCUCCUUUUCAGCUUGCCAUGGAUCAAAAUGCUGAAAUGCCCCAGCCAUCUGUGACAAAUGCUGGUGCAGUCACUAAUUUUGACUUUGCAGACUCCUUUUCUGCCAUAACUUACCCUACAUCUAGUGCCCCUGGCGCUCAACAGCCUUCAGAGAACUCACAGUUUUUGCCUGAAGAACUGUCUGCUGUGCAUCAAGAAACUGAUAUCUUGGCAGAUAUUCUCCCACCAGCUGGUCGUCCACCACUUCCAGUAGCUUUGCACGGAGCCUUUUCAGGUCCCGCUGACCAACCUCAACCAAAUGCUGAUGUGCAAAGGAAUUUCCAACAGGAGGCCGGUUCUUUGGCUCCAGUGGCUGCAAACAUGGGUCCUCAGGCUCCUUCAGGACUAAUUACCCAAUUCAAUGGUGGGGGUUUCGUUUCGCAUGGAGGACCUACAGCUCCUGCUGCAUCAUACAUGCCUCUACAAAUUCAAUCUGGACCUCCUGCACAGCAUCUUACACAUGGUUCUGCGGCCCCUAUUUCUCUAGAAUAUACUCAUCAGACCACAAAUGGACUUGGUACCCAGUAUACCAAUGGAAGCUUCCUUCCCCAACAGGUUUAUGCCGCCUCACCUCCUCCACAAACUGCUCAUCAUGCCCCUGGUGCACCACCUGCACAUUUUAACAAUGGAAACUUCACUCCACAGCAGUUUUCUGGAGCCCCUGCUACUUCACAAAUUGCUCCUCAAACUACAGCUGGACCAGCUGUACAUCAUAACAAUGAUUUUUUAGGUAACAUGUUUGCUCAAGGCCCAAACACUCCCAUAACUUCACAGCCUGCGAGCAUAUCUUCUACAGGAUCACUUGCCAUAGCUCCUCAGUCCAAGGACAAGUUUGAAACUAAGUCGGCAGUUUGGAAUGAUACAUUGAGUAGAGGGCUGGUCAAUUUGAAUAUAUCUGGACCUAAAAUUAAUCCAUUGGCAGAUAUUGGAGUUGAUUUUGAUUCAAUCAACCGUAAGGAGAAGAGGAUGGAGAAAACCAGUGCCACUCCCGUCAUAUCUACUAUCUCCAUGGGUAAAGCUAUGGGAUCUGGUUCGGGAAUGGGCCGAACAGGUGCUGGUGCUCUUAGGCCUCCAUCAAAUCCUAUGGUGAGUCCUGGCAUGGGAAUGGGCAUGGGUGGAGGUCCUGGUGCAGGUAUGGGCAUGGGUGGAGGUCCUGGUGCAGGUAUGGGCAUGGGUGGCUAUCCUGUCAUGAAUCGACCCAUGGGCAUGGGUAUGAACAUGGGCAUGGGAAUGAAUAUGGGGCAAGGAGUCAAUAUGCAACCGCAAACUGGCUUCCCACCCGGUUCAACCAUGCCCAGUGGUUAUAACCCUAUGAUGGGCACUGGUGGGUAUAACCCAAUGAUGGGCCCUGGUGGUUAUCCUCAACAACCAUAUGGCGGUGGCUACAGAUGAAAUGUAGCUACUAGACUGUAGUACGGAAGGAAAUGCAUACCAGUUACCCUUACGAGGUAAAAAAUUAUGGCAUAACGAACUCUAUGAUGCCGAAAGCCCCAUGUUUGUUCCAUGAUGCAGAAAGUCCCGUCUUUGUUUCUGAAAACUGUAUUUUUUGUAGUAGCUUGCUAUCUUUUGGAAGUGGCCUGGUCUGAGACAUUGUGCUGUCUCACUUACCCUGUCAUUUCUUUGGGAAAUUCUUUAAGGUUUUUGCUGAUUUCACCUGUUGUGAAGUAAGUGUAUUUGUGAGGAGUUGGAGAUAAACUUUCAGAUGCUAUUGUUAUACUUUGCAAUUUCCCUUAUACGUAUGUAUAUUUUUUUUGUUACACUGGUGUAUGAACUGUAUUAUAGUUGCUUAAUGAACAAUAAAACUCCCUACUUAUUUUGCAUGCAAAA